This is a messenger RNA of Malassezia restricta, 657 nucleotides long. Its product is annotated as elongation factor 1-beta. Gene Ontology annotation, cellular component: eukaryotic translation elongation factor 1 complex; cytosol. The coding region runs from base 1 to 657 and encodes 218 amino acids. Gene Ontology annotation, biological process: translational elongation. The record is from RefSeq and is a predicted model, not a curated record. NCBI's taxonomy places the organism in Eukaryota, Fungi, Basidiomycota, Malasseziomycetes, Malasseziales, Malasseziaceae. Gene Ontology annotation, molecular function: guanyl-nucleotide exchange factor activity; translation elongation factor activity. The transcript has 2 exons.
AUGUCGCUGCCCGAUUUUUCCAACGCCGACACGCUCUCGAAGUUUGAGUCGUUCCUCUCCUCCAAGUCGUACAUUGAUGGUCAUGAGGCUACCCAGGCGGAUGUAGCCGUCUAUGAGGCCAUCAAGUCGCCUGUCGACAGCGCCAAGUACCCUAACAUCUCGCGCUGGCAGGAGCAUAUCAAGUCUUUCGAGGCUGAGCACGCCAGCCUGAAGGGUGACAAGAGCAAGGCUGCUGAGCUCCUGAACUUCAGCGCUGCCCAGGGUGGUGAUGACGAGGACAUUGACCUCUUUGGCGAUGAGGAUGAGGUUGACCCUGAAGCUGAGCGCAUUAAGGCUGAGCGCGUUAAGGAGUACGAGGCUCGCAAGGCCGCUAAGGGCCCACGUCCUCCUGCUAAGAGUGUUGUCACUUUCGACGUGAAGCCUUGGGAUGAUGAAACUGACAUGGUCGCCCUCGAGAAGGAGGUCCGCGCUAUUGAAAUGGACGGUCUUGUCUGGGGUGCCAGCAAGCUUGUGCCCAUCGGUUACGGUGUGAACAAGCUUCAGAUCACCCUUGUCGUUGAGGACGACAAGGUCUCGAUGGACGACCUUCAGGAGCGUGUUCAGGAGAUUGAGGACUACGUCCAGUCGUCGGACAUCGCUGCUAUGCAGAAGCUCUAA